UUUUGACGCUUUGAAUGUCAUCUGAGAGUUUUCGACAAUUUCCAGCACGCAACCGGCUUUGCUGCACGUUUUUCAUAAAUUUCCACAAAAUGAAUUCAAUUUUAAAGGCAGCGAUCCGUUUAAACGGUAUACGAACGGUUUUGCACCCCGUUAAGAAUCUCGUAUCUGUGUCAAGACCGCAGAAUCAAAUUUUAGCGGCCAGAAAUCUAUGGUACAUGACUAGCAUCCAAUCGCAGAAAUUGUCGGCAAUUCACAGUAAUUUGUGCAGUUGUGGCUGCGGUAGCAGAAAGGGGGUUCAUACCAAAGAAAUUUCAGCCGAGAAGGAGCUGGUGGAAUUCCUGACUGAGGAAAUUUUGGCUGAGAGAAAAGCCCAGAAAGUCAAAACCAUUCCUACCGAGAUCCAAGGAUUUACGGCCAGUUUAAAUGGGGCAGAAGUCACAUUAACUAAAAAGACUGACUCAGAACUAAUCAAAAUCACGUUCAACGUAAACAACUCGGUCGACACUGAUGCAGAGCCAGAAGUGAACGAAAAUUUGGAUAAACCGGAGAUAGGAGAACUGAAGUCCAAGCCAUCAUUUAAAGUAGAUUUGGUACGUGGGGACAAUACUAUCAGUGUAUUGUGUUCCUUUGUGCCCCCAAGUGAACAGGAAGAUGGAUACAAUGAUAGUUUUGGUAUAGAUGAGCUGAGCAUCUACAGCGGCGAAUGGAAUGAGAAUGUUUACUCAGUUUCAGGAGAGGUGUUAGAUUCGGUAAGAUACCUCUAUGAUCUGAUACUGAACUACUUGGAAGAAAAAGGUCUCACCAAUGAGUUUGUAGACAAAUUGUCCGAGUACAGUACGGCAUACGAACAUUCAGCGUAUAUCGGCUUGUUAGAAGGACUGUCGAAGUUUGUUGCUGGCAAGUAGGUAUUUCGCAUUAUGAAUCUUUCGGUUACAUAAGCGUUACUAUGUAUUAUAAAAAAUUUAGUUUUAAGAUAAUCCAAACCGUUGUUAUCUUUGGAUUUCCUCACUUGUUUUAUAUUUUGAAAAAUAAAAACAUUGUAUGGUAA
Molecule: messenger RNA, 1048 nt
Organism: Dendroctonus ponderosae (mountain pine beetle)
Lineage: Eukaryota; Metazoa; Arthropoda; Insecta; Coleoptera; Curculionidae
Gene: P32
Product: complement component 1 Q subcomponent-binding protein, mitochondrial
Exons: 5
Coding region: 15-905 (296 amino acids)
Biological process (GO): cytosolic ribosome assembly
Cellular component (GO): mitochondrial matrix
Source: RefSeq, a predicted model, not a curated record